AUGCCGCGUCAGAGUGGCUCUACGUCAGGUCCUCGAUCCGAUUCCCACAAUGACCAGAGAUAUCAAGGCCGAUAUGCUGAUACGCCACAGCCCUCACCCAUCCGCCCUCCUAUGAGGAUCGUGACAUCUAUGCCGCAGAACGAACAGUCACAUGGCAGGACUUUGACGCCUCUGUCGAACACUGCAGAUGGAUCUCCUCUGACCUAUGAGGCGAGAUCCAGUGGUCCACUGGGUAUGCGAUCACUUCUGAACCCGCAACCUGACAUGCCACCACCAGCACAAGGCCGAAGACGGAGCGCUGCACAGAUGGAAUCCCCAUCACCAACGGAUUCAUCAUCCGCAUUCAGCUUACCAUCUCUCAGUCGUACCACCAGCCGUGAACCCGAAGGCGACGGACACCAGCGACUUGGACCACCAAGGCGUAUCCUAAGUCCACGUUCUCCUAGCAUACAUCGAGCUCGGAGUCUCAUAUUCAACCAGCCAGAGACGGGAUCUAUCGAUGCCAGAAGCACACCUUUUGUACCUCUUCCACUCAUAGCCUCGACCGGGCCGCGAGACUCACGUCCGGCGCCUCUUCAACCAGCGCCGAACAAUGUCCCAUCCGUUGCUACUCCACCAGCCAUUCUUGGAAGAGCCGAUUACUUUGGUCGUGCAGCGCCAACACCGCCUCCUGCCCCGAUGGCUGACCAACAGCGCGUGACUAGUAUGGGUAUUGUCCGUCCUGGCAGUGCAGCAUCUGGUACAAACGCCCCAACACCAUAUUCAUCCAGUGCAGGACCAUCUACUGGAAGUCUACCACCGUCUAGAUACGGCACCCCAAUCCUAUCCAGCGCCAACCAAAGAGGUCCUCGGCACAGCAUACCUCAAGACAGCAACCCCUAUGGAGUCCCAGUUGUCUCGACUGCACAGAGUAAUUACCAACUUCUUACCUACACAACCCAACAGGGCGCUAUACAGAUACCCGUCGAAGUUCAGGCAGGCUCCAGACAGGCAGACGAGAAGCGAAAGCGGAACGCUGGUGCAUCUGCUCGGUUUCGUCAGCGCAGGAAGGAAAGAGAGAAAGAGGCUUCCGUAACAAUCACGCGCUUGGAGCAGGAGUUGAAGGAGCGUGAUGAAGACGUUGAAUUUUACCGGUCUGAGCGCAACGCUUUGAGAGAGAAGCUACUUCAACUGCAACCCCAUAUAGAAUUGAACCGACCAGAGUCACCUUGCCACCGUCCACGAAGCAGGCCGUCACCGCAGCGUUCGAUGUCCGACGAGGAUUCGGUCAGGACUCCUUACACAGCCUCGGAACAUCCAAGUGAAGGCGAGCGGAAUGUCAGACGGCGCACCUCUCCCUAUCCAGCCCCGAUGCCAGGCCAAGGCUUGUCUAGGGACAAGACACCCCCGAUGUCCGCACCAAACACUGUUCAAAACCUGCCUCCCAUCCAACUUCAGCAUCCCAGACCAACUAGUGUCACACAUUCGGCCGCAUUGUCUCCAAGACGAGUGGUUUCAUACGAUCCGUUCCCGACGCGAUUUGCAGGACAAUGGCCAUCAGACCACAAAGGUGCAAAUCAGCCUCAGUGA
Molecule: messenger RNA, 1569 nt
Organism: Pseudovirgaria hyperparasitica
Lineage: Eukaryota; Fungi; Ascomycota; Dothideomycetes; Acrospermales; Acrospermaceae
Exons: 1
Coding region: 1-1569 (522 amino acids)
Biological process (GO): regulation of DNA-templated transcription
Molecular function (GO): DNA-binding transcription factor activity
Source: RefSeq, a predicted model, not a curated record